GGAGCUCAGCCGCGAGCACAGCCCUCUUCCCGGACCUGUGAAGUCAGACUCACGUGUAAAUCGCGAGGAUCAAAUCGAGGCUACGCAGCCAGCUGCGCCCACUGAGCGCACCCCAGAUGUGCCCGGAGCAGCAGGUCACCCUCCCCCACGUGCGCGCAUCCCCAGCGACCACUCCCUGGGAGGCCUAUGAAACUGCGCAGCAAAAGCAGAGAGAGGAAUAUAUAUCCUGAAGUUGGAAAAGACUCAGACCCGGUUACCACUUCCUUUGCCUUCUGAACUUUUCGUUUUGGUCUCCUGCAGGCGGGAGUGAGUCUUGCCCUUCCCCUUGCUUGCAUUUCUCCAAGAUUCGUCGUGCCCUCCUCCACUGUAGACCUCCCUCCCCCUUCCCCUCCCCUCCCGCUCCAACCCCCAAGCAGGGAGGCCUUCAACCCAUACACCUCCCGGGCUGGAGAUCUCAAUUACAAAGCUGGGGAGGGGGUACUGAGUCCGGGAAGGACCACGGCGACCGGCAGUGUGCCCUGCGGAUGUCCUCGGCUUGGUCCACACCUGAGCAGUUCCCUGGGCGCGACCCCUCCGCUCCUCCCAGACCCGGCGCUCAGACACUUGUGCGCUGCUACGCCGCACUCGCAGCGCCCUAGCGGCGAGAGGGAGAACGAGCACAGGCGGGUGGAGAGAGUAAGGGUUCGGGGGUGGGAGGAACCCACCUCGGGAGCCCGGGAAAUCCCGGACGUGCCACCGCCCCCAACUUUGUGGCGCCCUCCGGCAGCGGCGGCAAGGAUGGAGCUGCCUCCCCGCGGCCGGGCGUCGCCGGACUCGCCGCUGGACAGCGCCUCCCUGACCUCGCUGGACUCCAGCGUCUUCUGCAGCGAGGGCGAAGGGGAGCCCCUGGCGCUCGGGGACAGCUUCACGGUCAACGUGGGCGGCAGCCGCUUUGUGCUCUCGCAGCAGGCUCUGUCCUGCUUCCCACACACGCGCCUUGGCAAGCUGGCCGUGGUGGUGGCCUCGUGCCGGCGCCCCGGGGCCCUGACCGCCGUGCCCAGCCCCCUGGAGCUCUGUGACGACGCCAACCCCGUGGACAACGAGUACUUCUUCGACCGGAGCUCGCAAGCAUUCCGCUACGUCCUGCACUACUAUCGCACCGGCCGCCUGCACGUCAUGGAGCAGCUGUGCGCGCUCUCCUUCCUCCAGGAGAUCCAGUACUGGGGCAUCGACGAGCUCAGCAUUGACUCCUGCUGCAGGGACAGAUACUUCAGAAGAAAGGAGCUGAGUGAAACUUUAGACUUUAAGAAGGACACAGAAGACCAGGAAAGUCAACAUGAGAGCGAACAGGACUUCUCACAAGGACCUUGCCCCACCGUCCGCCAGAAGCUCUGGAACAUCCUAGAGAAACCGGGGUCUUCCACAGCUGCCCGAAUCUUUGGGGUCAUAUCCAUCAUCUUCGUGGCGGUGUCCAUCGUCAACAUGGCUCUGAUGUCAGCCGAGUUAAGUUGGCUGGACCUGCAGCUGCUGGAAAUCCUGGAGUACGUGUGCAUUAGCUGGUUCACCGGGGAGUUUGUCCUGCGCUUCCUGUGCGUGCGGGACAGGUGCCGCUUCCUGAGAAAGGUGCCAAACAUCAUAGACCUCCUAGCCAUCUUGCCCUUCUACAUCACUCUUCUGGUAGAGAGCCUGAGUGGGAGCCAGACUACACAGGAGCUGGAAAACGUGGGGCGCAUCGUCCAGGUUUUGAGGCUGCUUAGGGCUCUGCGCAUGCUCAAACUGGGCAGGCAUUCCACAGGCUUACGCUCACUUGGAAUGACAAUCACCCAGUGUUACGAAGAAGUUGGCCUGCUGCUCCUAUUUCUGUCUGUAGGAAUCUCUAUAUUUUCAACUGUGGAAUAUUUUGCUGAGCAGAGCAUUCCCGACACAACCUUCACAAGUGUCCCUUGUGCAUGGUGGUGGGCCACAACGUCCAUGACUACCGUGGGAUAUGGGGACAUCAGACCAGACACCACCACGGGCAAAAUCGUGGCCUUCAUGUGUAUCUUAUCGGGAAUCCUUGUCUUGGCCUUGCCCAUUGCUAUUAUUAACGACCGCUUCUCUGCUUGCUACUUCACCUUAAAGCUCAAGGAAGCAGCUGUUAGACAGCGUGAGGCUCUGAAGAAACUUACCAAGAAUAUAGCCACUGACUCAUAUAUCAGUGUUAACUUGAGAGAUGUCUAUGCCCGGAGUAUCAUGGAGAUGCUUCGAUUAAAAGGCAGAGAAAGAGCAAGUACUAGGAGCAGUGGAGGAGAUGAUUUCUGGUUUUGAAUUCACUUUCAGUUUAUUUACAAAAGCCUGUGUAAUACUAACUUGAUUGAUAAAGCCUUGAUAUGGAUGUCUGUACACUGCUGAUGAGUCUCUGUUGAGUACCACCUGUGUUCAUUUGGUUCAUACGUUGCUUGAUCUACUAGAAUAGUUCACAUCCCCCAAAACAGCAACACUUCGUUUUUUCACAUUUGAGUCUCAAAAAUAUCCAUUUAACGCAACCAGGCCAAUAUACACAUGUCUGAAUUGUCAAAUACCAAAUAAUAUUGCAGUGCAUACAACAAAGUUAAAUGUUUUACGCAUCACUAACGUUUAGAAUCUUUUGCACCACUAAUUCUAAAAGACGGGAGUUAAACUGCAUAGCCCAGAGAAAAGAUAAGUGAACAUUUAAGAACACACUGGACAACUUUGCCAUUUAAAGAUACUCUCCAAGUAAAUAAAUCCCUCCUUUCUCCAUCAGUUAAAACUGUUGAAUAUAACAAUUCUCUUUUCAAGAGAAAAGCCUGAUUUGAUGGUCAUAGACUGAGUCCCUAUCUUUCCUCUGGUGCAGAUGACCAAUCACAAAUGGACUGAGCUCUGUAUUCCAUCAUUACAGUUGGAGGUAGAAACCCAAAACUGCUUAGACUGCGGUAGAAGAUUGCUACCCAAAGGCUUCGAGAGUUGUGCAUCUUCAUCCUCCCCACUGAGUGCAUAUGUGCAGUAUAAAGGCGGUAUCUCUUAGUAUUCCAUGGAAACUAGAUGGUCUUUAAAAAAUCUCUUUAUUUAUGUAGUAUUCAAGUUAUGUCCUUAAAAUCAUGACUUUGUAAGUAAAGGUGAAGUAGUGAACAUCCUAAAUGUAUAUACACUGAAAUUAUUAAAUAGUCUUAUUUCAUAAUAUGAGAAUGAUAUGUUGAAUGAUACCACUGGGUGAACUUGACGAUCUUUUAUUUGUUAACAAAAAAUAUUAUGGAUAGCUUUCUGACUGUUGGGGUAAAUAGCAAAUGUUCAAACUUUACACGCAUUUUGACAGUCAUUCAUGAUAAUAAUAAAAUUUCUAGUCAGUUUGUUAUAUAAUUAAAGCCAAUAGCUCUACCUAAGC
Orcinus orca (killer whale) is the source of this 3361-nucleotide messenger RNA. RefSeq names its product potassium voltage-gated channel modifier subfamily V member 1 (gene KCNV1). The coding region runs from base 778 to 2286 and encodes 502 amino acids. Lineage: Eukaryota; Metazoa; Chordata; Mammalia; Artiodactyla; Delphinidae. Gene Ontology annotation, molecular function: voltage-gated potassium channel activity; protein binding. The record is from RefSeq and is a predicted model, not a curated record. Gene Ontology annotation, biological process: protein homooligomerization; potassium ion transmembrane transport. Gene Ontology annotation, cellular component: membrane; voltage-gated potassium channel complex. The transcript is spliced from 4 exons.